ACGUGUGAAUGAAGCUAUUCGCCGCAAGUCUGGCAAGGACAUCAGCAAACUGAAAGAUGAGCUGAAGGCCGAAGAGCUCGUGAAAGAAGGUGGCUAGAAACAUAGAGAAGCUUGAGGAUGCCAGAGCCAAGGCCGCGGUAAAGGCCCAGAUUGAGGCUGAUAAGAAAGCCGUGCAGAAAAGGCUGCAAGGGAGAAAGCUUUACGUGACGGCCAACCAAUUAUUGACGCAUCAGCCAGUGCGUCAACGACUCCGGCAGUAACAGCGUCCUCGUUCAGCGGCACAAGUGGGAAGGACUUAAAGACACUCGUCUCCAAAUCCGUAUGGCAAGUGGAGCAACGCCUAACACGACCACUUUGCCGAGUGAUGCAACGUUACGUGAAGUCGCUGAAUUUCUAGCUGCCCAGAUGCUUUCCGUCGAUGUAGAAACAGUCACAUUCGCCCAGCAUUUCCCCAGGAAAACAUUCUCUCGCGAUCAGUUUAGCAAAACACUGAGGGAACUCGGACUGACGCCGUCGGCGGUACGUACUUUUCCGAGUAUAGGAUUAUGACAUGGCACAUAUUGUCCUCAUUGCUUCCUAACACAAUAUAUCGGCUGUGACUUGGAAUAAUCGUGAUCCUUUCGGAAUGGAAACCUAGCAGGAA
Suillus fuscotomentosus is the source of this 643-nucleotide messenger RNA. RefSeq lists its product as uncharacterized. Bases 322 to 549 code for a protein of 75 amino acids. The transcript has 5 exons. NCBI's taxonomy places the organism in Eukaryota, Fungi, Basidiomycota, Agaricomycetes, Boletales, Suillaceae. The record is from RefSeq and is a predicted model, not a curated record. Gene Ontology annotation, molecular function: protein binding.